Messenger RNA from Girardinichthys multiradiatus, 2845 nucleotides. RefSeq names its product dual specificity phosphatase 16 (gene dusp16). Bases 26 to 1885 code for a protein of 619 amino acids. The record is from RefSeq and is a predicted model, not a curated record. NCBI's taxonomy places the organism in Eukaryota, Metazoa, Chordata, Actinopteri, Cyprinodontiformes, Goodeidae. Gene Ontology annotation, biological process: negative regulation of MAPK cascade; protein dephosphorylation. The transcript has 6 exons. Gene Ontology annotation, cellular component: nucleus; cytoplasm. Gene Ontology annotation, molecular function: protein tyrosine/threonine phosphatase activity; MAP kinase tyrosine/serine/threonine phosphatase activity.
GAGUAGGACCAAGUCCGAAACCAGGAUGGCACGGCCCAGCAUGGUGCGAGCCAUCGGGGCAGAAGCUCUUGUGGUGCUGCUGGAGGGCGGGUUGGACCGGGUGGUUCUGAUCGACAGCCGCCCCUUUGUGGACUACAACACGUCCCACAUCCUGGAAGCGGUGAAUGUGAACUGCUCCAAGCUGAUGAAGAGGAGGCUGCAGCAGGACAAAGUCCAGAUCGCUGAGCUGCUGCAGCACUCUGCUAAGAAAAAGUUGGAGCUGCAGGCCGGUCAGGAGGUGGUUGUCUACGAUCAGAACUCUUCGGACCUGGCUGCUCUUGUCACUGACUCGUUCCUCAGUGUUCUGCUGGUAAAGCUGGAGAGGAGCUUCCCCUCUGUGCACCUCCUCUCAGGAGGGUUCUCUGAGUUCUCCCAGCUGUUUCCGGGUCUCUGUGAGGGGAAGUCCGCUCUGGUUCCAUCCUGCAUCUCUCAGCCCUGCCUCACUGUCACCAACGUUGGUCCGACUCGGAUCCUUCCACACUUGUACCUGGGCUGCCAAAGAGAUGUCCUCAACAAGGAGCUGAUGCAGCAGAACGACAUUGUCUACGUCCUGAAUGCCAGCAACACCUGUCCCAAACCGGACUUUAUCCCAGAUUCCCACUUCCUGAGAGUUCCUGUCAACGACUCGUUCUGCGAGAAGAUCCUUCCCUGGCUGGACCGAUCCGUGGAGUUCAUUGAGAAGGCCAAAGCCUCAAACGCUCGGGUCCUGGUUCACUGCCUGGCAGGAAUCUCACGUUCCGCCACCAUCGCCAUUGCCUACAUCAUGAAGAGGAUGGACAUGUCUCUGGAUGAGGCGUACAGGUUCGUGAAGGAGAAGAGGCCGACCAUCUCUCCGAACUUUAACUUCCUGGGUCAGCUGCUGGACUUUGAGAAGAACAUAAAAAGCCCCGAUGGUAUCGAGAGUAGACAGAAGGCGCCCGGCGCCGAGCCACCAGCUGAUCCGGAGGAGGUGGAGCCACCAAUGGAGCCCCUCAUGCUGCCCUGCGUUCUGGCCGACGCUCCUGAGCAGCUGGCUGAGGUUCUGAGCAGUGUGCAGCUCGCCGACAGCCCAGAGGACAGCGCCCGACUUAAGCGCUCCUUUUCUCUGGACAUCAAGUCGUUCGGCGAGCCGAGCGGGAGCUCCGCCCACCGAGCGUUUGGCCCUCACGGUGGAUUGGGGGAUGACUUCUACAAAACUGCGUCCUUCAAAGAGACGAGCAGCAAAGCAUGCCAGUUCUCUCCGGUGCAGGAAGUGUCAGAACAGUCGACUCCAGAGCGGAGCCCGGAUAAGGAGGAGGCGAACGGGUCGGAGCGAGCGGCGCCACCGGCCUCUAGCCUUGCCCCCAAACCUCGAGCCACCACUCCAAACUGUCUGCAGCACCUGCAGCGCAGCGGCAGCAUGGAGGAGAACACCACCAGCUUCCUGUUGGGCCUCUCGCACAGCCAGCAGCAGCUGGCCCAACCCGGUUCUGGCUCCACCCUGAAAGGCUGGCAUUCAGACAUCCUGCUGGGGCCCAUCACAGUCUCCGCCUCCUCGCUGACGGGCGGCUGGUUCCUUUCCUCUGAAACCACACGGUUCUACUCCUCCUCCUCCAUCCUGAGCAGCGCCGGCAGCAGCUUCGCCCCGUACAGCUGCAGCCACGGCCUGGAUGCGGUCCAGCGCCGCAGCCGGCAGCGGGCCGGAGACCGCGGCGACUCCAGGAGGAGCUGGCAUGAAGAGAGCAGCUUCGAGAAGCAGCUGAAGAGGCGGAGCUGCCAGAUGGAGUUCGGAGACGGAAUGACAGACAGCAGAUCCAGGGAGGAAAUGAGGAGGGUGGCGAGCCAGUCCGGGUUUUCCAGCAGCAUGGAGGUGAUCCAGGUGUCCUGAGGUUCAGCGCCGGCGUGACAUCACAGACGGGGCUCCGCCCACAUCAGAACUGAUGUUUGGUACCCGUAACGUGGCCUGAAGAAGCCUUCAACACAUGAGAGGAGAGCCAUCAACUGAUGGUCCGGCAGAAAGCCCGAUAUUUCUCUCAGAACAUCAGGACUUACUGGCCUAGCGGAGAAUCAGCAGAACCUUCUGCAGGACGGAUAAAACUCAGUGAUCAGGAAUAGAUUAACUUAUAAGGACAGUUGUGAUUCUGAACUGAGCAGAACCACAGAGGACUGACCCAAACAGAACCAAAUGGACUGACUGAUUCUGAUAGAAUAUUCACAAUAAGUCCAGUGAUUGUUAGUUACCUCUUCUUUUUUUUUUUUACCAGCAGGUAGCAGGUUCUGGUUCUGGUGCAGAGAUAGGUCUGUCUCUAUCGAUCUGCUCUACAGCUGCUGACUUUUGCUCUGAUGAACUGGAUCGAAACCAGAAGAUUUUUGCCGAUGAAGCUUUUAAUUUAAUGGCUUUUGGAUGUUCUGAAUGAAAAGGAGAAGUUCGGUGUUCUGAUCUGAAUCAUGUUUCUGGACCUGGACAGGCAGAAACGUCAUUUAAAGCUAUUGGACCACCCAAUAUUUGGACCAAUUUCUGGUUCUUUGGACAAAAUGAGACUGAUUAUCUAAAACAUCUGAUUGGUUGAUUGAAUUUACUGAUUGAUUCACUGAUUGGUUGAGCUGCAGGUGUAAAGAGUUCUGAUAUGUGUUCUAGUUUGUAAAGGAGACCCAGAGUGUCUGAAUGGUUCUGAUUGAUCUAACUGGACCAGUCUCCCAAGUUUAAAGCUCACCUGUCUGAGGAUCAGCAGGUCAUGUGACCUCCACUCGCAGGUAACGUUGCACUACUUUUGGAUGGAAUAACAGAGCAGUGAAAAAUAAACAGAAACUCACCUGAAGUCAUAUGACCUCAGGUGAGUCUCCAGUA